Messenger RNA from Pseudoliparis swirei, 4412 nucleotides. RefSeq names its product zinc finger protein 385C (gene znf385c). Bases 149 to 1603 code for a protein of 484 amino acids. The transcript is spliced from 9 exons. The record is from RefSeq and is a predicted model, not a curated record. Gene Ontology annotation, molecular function: zinc ion binding; nucleic acid binding. Lineage: Eukaryota; Metazoa; Chordata; Actinopteri; Perciformes; Liparidae. Gene Ontology annotation, cellular component: nucleus.
AAAGACGUGGCUCUUUACAACUACAGGACGCACCUGUGCGUCGCGCAGGUCCUCUUUCUCCGGGGAUAAAAGUGCGUAACGUUCCUCCCGUUUUUACGCACGGGGACACGCCGAGCUGGAGAGACGCGGAUACUGUCCCGGACGCACGAUGCUGAUCCGUACAUUGGCCCAGGGCAGGUCCCUUCUGGCCUCCUUCCCCAUGCCGGGACGGCCCCUGCAGCCUCUGCAGCCUCAACUCGACCUCAAACACCUCCUGCCCUUCAGACUCAAUGGGUCCUCCCCCCUCAGCCUCUUCCCCAACUUUAGCACGAUGGACCCGGUCCAGAAGGCAGUGAUCAACCACACAUUCGGUGUCCCUCAGCCACUCAAGAAGAAACAAAUUAUCUCCUGCAACAUUUGCCACCUGCGCUUUAACUCAACGAACCAAGCAGAGGCCCACUAUAAAGGCCACAAGCACGCCCGCAAGCUCAAGGCUAUGGCGACCCAGAAGAACCGGCAGCGACGAGCCGGGGAGGCCUCGUCCACAGGAAGGGAGAGGGACCGAGACAAAGACCGGGAGCGGGACAUUUGCAAGAGGUCCACGUCUGAGGCGGCUCUACCUGCGCUCAUGGAAACCAGCUCAAUGGAGGGAGCGGGUCUCCUGUCUGACCCAGAGCCAGCCGACCUGGAGGAAAAGCUUGAAGAGAUUCCCGGCAGCUCACUCAUGCAGACACCGGUGUUCGAGGUUUCCUCCGUGGAGGUGGUCACCCUUUCCAUCACACAGGUAUCGCCUUCCUCACACCUCUCUGAGACCGCCUCAGACACCGAGGUCCCGGAGGCUAUCGAGGCCGUGGGACCCGUCAACGAGUCAGGCGGCAAUGGGGACACGUUCAGCGUGAAGGAGGUGCCGCGAACAGACGAGGACAAGGACCCCAAAAAGAGCAAGGCUCACCUCCAUUGUCCUGUCUGCAAAGUCACCGUCAACUCCACCUCCCAACUGGAUGCACACAACACUGGUACAAAGCACAAGCUGAUGCUGGAAGGUCACAGUGUUCUGCCCCGGCGCAGGGGGAAGGUGGUGGCGGCCCGCGCCGGCUGCAAGAGCAAGAGGCUGGCGAGCAAAGGCAGCGUCGGGGUGCCCAGCAAGAACUUUCAUUGUGAAGUGUGUGAGAUCUUUGUGAACUCUGAGACCCAGCUCAGCCAGCACAUGAACAGCAGGAGGCACAAGGAUCGGCUGGCCGGAAAACCACCCAAACCCAAGUUCACGCCCCACAGCAAGAGCCAGCCGAGCACCAGCUUUGCGAGCCUGAGAUGGAGUAGCUAUGCAGGCGUGGCUGUGUCUGCCAUGAAGAAAGCCUUCAGCCAGUACAAUCUCACCUCCCUCUCCUCACAGACCAAACUGGCCUUGCAGAAGCAGCUGACCAAGAGCUUGACAACUGGCUUCCUGCCCGGGCCCCUCACCCACCCAGCCCUGUGCACAAUGGCUACUAACCCACUGGCUCUGCGCCACCCGGUGGGCACCACCACCUUCAUCCAGAACCCCUUCCUGGGCCCCGCACUGUUCCGGCCGGCCCCGGGGCCGCUGCGUGCCACACACACGCCCUUCCUCUUCUCCCCCUACUAAAGACUUGGCCCACUUCCUGAUUGAGCUCCACCCUUGUCCCUGUGCCAAACCCCAGGCCUCUCCUCCAGUGUGACCCACAUGACCGAGGCCACACGCAAACUAUGCAGCCCGCCUGACUUACAAUGGAAAGAGUGCACAAGUCCUGAUGCUCAGUAGGCCAUUAGGCCUGAGAGCUGUUCCUAUCGUAAAGGCCCAGAUCCCCCAUCAUGCCUUCUUUCUGCUCCUCUUAUCAUGACCCUAGGAGCAGGACAGGCCUCCAGACAGUGACUGGUGCACAGAGGCCGCUUUUAUAGCCAUUUCAUGGGUCAACGUGGUCUGGAUUAUUAUAUUAUUGUGUAAUUUAUUAGAGAGAAAAAUAUAGACAUGUCUCGAUGUAUGUUUAGUGUGGUUGCCACAAAAUAAGGUCCCUUUACUUGAUGCUCUUUUAAAACGUUUUUUUUUUUAACUUAUUGGUUUGAGGGUUUCAUGAAAGGUGGGAGGGUCAUAGGUCAUUGAAGCAGCUGCACCAGAGGCCUCCUCAUAUGUCUGGACAGAGCUCUCAUUGACCAGUGUUUUCAAUCAACAACCCUAAAGGACCAUGUGAGGCCACUUGCUGUCAUGUUUCUCGUUGGUUAUGGCGGUCAUCAUCCCUGUGAGUGGUGUGUAAAAUUGCAUAAAUUACAACUCUGAUUCAUCUCACAACUUUACUUUCUGAGUCACCGCCACCGUCAUAACCCACUUAGAUUUAUUUAUUUUUUCUGUCCUGUAUCCGCAGGAUUAAGCACUCAUUAGUAUCCAGAGAAGGUCAGCUUGUCAACUCGACUUUGAUCAAUUUCCAAAUGUCUCUUUGGAGUCUUUUUUUUUCUCCCUUCGGUGAAUCAUUCAUGCAGCCUGAACAUUAUGUUCCCGCAAAGCUCGCGUCACAAAGUCGUUCUCGCAGCCACGGAUGUCUUACAUUGCAAAGCACCAUCAUUUCAUUCCCCUGGUGACUGCUCUUUUUCUUUCCCUUCCCUCCUCCACCACGCUGGCGCAUCGCUGUUGCCCUUGAUUUUUUGCGGAGUGAUCUCAGCAUGAAAUGAGGAGGAGGAGGAGGAGGAGGAGCAACACAAACACGUACACUUACACACACACAGAAUGAAAACACAAUGGAUAACUUUGAAGACUUCAGAGGGUUUCAGAGCUCAGUUGUGAUGACGGUGACCACGUCUUGAUUGACAUCCUGUCGCAGCGCCUGCGUGGGAGUGAACAAAGCACAGUGCCAUGGCAACCACAUUAAAAGCACCUUUAAAAACAGGAUUUUACUGACAAAAGCAAUGAAACUUGUGUUUGAUAUUUGCCUACGUUUUGCCCUCGGCGUGUCUGUUGUUGCAUCUCAAUUUAAUUUGAAAGAGAAAAUAACAAUCGGGUGGGAUUGUUUACUUUAUGGUUUAAUCCAUAACCAAGACAAGUCUCGCACUCAAAGCAAUACGUUCAGUAUGUUCAUGUCUAUGAAGUGUGUUCAGUGUGUCGAUGGCUUUAUCUACUCUAUACUGUACACGCCUGUAACCAUGUAUUACUGUCUCCAUCACAGCCAGGGGCCCCAACUCUGAAACGCGGGUCGUCCUGAGGGUGUUCUGCCCUCCGUCUCCACGCGUUGGGCCCCCGGGCCGAGCCGUUCCGGCCCCUUCGGCGCCAUAUGACAUUGCGGUUUCCACUUUUCAGUGGAGCGGGAGUACUUUCGAGUGACUUCCAACUUAGCAAAAAUGACAUCGGAGACAAAGUGUUUUGGGACAAGUGUCACGUGUGCAACAUCAACCGUCAUAUUGUUGUUAAUGCCCCCCCACACACACACACACACACACACUAACACACGAGGAUAUCUACGAACUCUCAGCUCUCCCUCUGCCAACAAUGAACUGUUGGCAACGUCUCAUGAGGACUGUGAUCGUGAGCGUCAUCCUUCAUCACUCAAUCCAAAUCAUGUAUAGUAGUAACGGAGCAGAUCCUAUGCAUUUCUCAUUGUGCAAUACGUAUAGUCGUCUGUGAUGCAGCAGUGCCAUCUGUCGUAUAAACCCUGUAAUGGCCAUCCGGUGCUCGUGCUUCUCCAAAACCCAAACCCUUUGAUCAUGUAUGUGUAUUUCUGUUUAAGGAGCCCCAAGUCUCUCUGGGUAAGCGAGGCCAUACUGAUGUGAUGCUCCCCGUCACGCUACUCAGUGAACCAGCCAGCCUUUAAUAUUCACUGUGUUUUUGUUUCGCGCAGUGGGAACUCUGGCCUAAAGAAGUGAAUCUUUCUUUAAACGAAAAAAUAAUCUAGAUAAGGCAAAUUAUAUGUAGAAAUCAUAGAGGAACUAUAGAGAUUUUAUCAGAGUUGCUAUUGUUAUCAUAACUGCUAUCAUAGAGGAGAGGAGAUUACGUUAUUGUAGGCUCUGUACAGCACACAGGGAAAUGAAAAAUGCUUUGCUUUCUUUUGUUCUUUGUUUGUUUAUUUACAUGGUUUUGACAACAUGUUUUAUUUUUGGUUUUUUUAAGUACAACAGAAAAUAUUUAAAACAAAAGUUUUUGUGAGUGAUCUUUUUUUGUUUUUCUCCUUGUGACUGAAUUAAUAAUGUAAUUCAAGGCCUUUUUAGAUAAAUAUCCAAAAGUCACAUUAGCCAGGCCUUCUCAGGGGUGACAGGUUGGGCAAAUGCUAACAUGACCAUCCAUUCAGGGUAUCCCUCCAUAGCUCUAGAGCAGGAAACACUGUACACAUGGAUGGAUUGAAGGACAACAAAUACGAUAUUUACAGUGCUGUACCACAGAGGGGACAAGGGAUGGAUUUUGGAAAAUAAAGCUUUUAGAACUUGUAAAAACA